AUGGCAGUUCCAAUUGACGAUCGGUUCCCACUCUCACGCCUCGACGAUGAAUUCGUUGAAUACUACUACGACAAACUCGCAUCUCUAGGAACGAACCUGCCGCCUUGGGUCAAGGACACUUCUGGCCAUGGGAAUGUGAAAGAUAUCACAGUACCUUCUGACGAUGGCCAUUUUAUCACUAUAAGUGCCGGGCCAUAUCCAGUUCACAUCAACCUCCACGGUGGAGGUUUCGUCCUCGGCAAUCUUCGCAGUGACGCGCAUCUCUGUGCGCAGUUUUGCGACGUGCUGGGAAUUAUGGUGCUCGAUGUAGACUAUCGGCUGGCUCCAGCACACACCAUCGGCCGUGGCCAUGACGACGCUUGGGCGGCAGUUCGCUGGGUUUAUGCCCACGCAGCGGAGAUCAACACGCUGCCAGACUCGAUUUCGCUGGGGGGCAUCUCUGCUGGCGGCCACAUCAGUGCCUCACUGGUUCCCUCCCUCGUCCAGAACGAGUUCGCUCCCUGCCUAAACUGGGAACGAAUCAAGUGGUUCGCCAAUCAGUAUACCCCUCAGACCGAGCAAGCCAAGGCUAAAGUCUCGAACCGUCCUGCCUUCUUCAAACGACCCAUCGAAGGGAACCUCGCAGGCCUCUCCGAUACAUUCCUCGCCACGGCUGACUGCGACCCCUGCCGUGACGAAGGCGAAGCUCUCGGCAUGGCGCUGCUUGCCCAUGGGGUGAAAGUGACCAUGCGCAGGUACAUGGGCGUCCCGCACCCCUUCAUGCAUAUGCAGCCGAUCCGCAAGGCACAGCUAUAUGUUCGAGAUGUUUGUGAGGCGUUGAGGAGUGCGCAUGCGCGGAUUUAG
Zasmidium cellare ATCC 36951 is the source of this 843-nucleotide messenger RNA. RefSeq lists its product as uncharacterized. The transcript has 6 exons. The record is from RefSeq and is a predicted model, not a curated record. Gene Ontology annotation, molecular function: hydrolase activity. Bases 1 to 843 code for a protein of 280 amino acids. NCBI's taxonomy places the organism in Eukaryota, Fungi, Ascomycota, Dothideomycetes, Mycosphaerellales, Mycosphaerellaceae.